This is a messenger RNA of Lathyrus oleraceus (garden pea), 1688 nucleotides long. RefSeq lists its product as uncharacterized. The record is from RefSeq and is a predicted model, not a curated record. Lineage: Eukaryota; Viridiplantae; Streptophyta; Magnoliopsida; Fabales; Fabaceae. Bases 467 to 1528 code for a protein of 353 amino acids. The transcript is spliced from 3 exons.
AUGUCUGUGUUGACUUUCCACCAAUACUAAACUAAACUAUGAAAUGGUCAUUCUCCAUCCAACAUAUAUAAAACCAAUUCAAUAGUGACGUUACGUUAUUCAAUUAACAAAUAUUGUCACGUCGUUGCCAAUGGAAAGUUUCACCUCAAAACUCCUAUGCUAACUUCUUCUUUAAUCUUAUUAUCUACACAUAAAUUAAUUGAUAGAGUCUACAAACGAAAACCAGUUUAAUCAUAUUUUUAUUUUUAGUCUCAAAACCAAUACAUAACUCUAUGCAAACCAUGGUUAACUCCAUAGGAACUUUAUCUAUCACCUAAUCUUCGCUAUGGUUAAGCCAUAAAAAUAAAAAGACUUGUGAUUUUCUUUGGCAUCUUUCUGCUAGAGAUUUUCUAAGGUGUUAAACACUAAAAAACCAACAUCUUUUAUUUCUGCUAAGUGGUCUAGAUUGAAGAAGACAAAUAUUACCAUGGGAACAAACAGAGAAGAGCCGGGACGAUUCGAGACAAUAUAUCAGGAAAUGGUAGAAGAUGAAGUUAAGGCCACUCAUAAGCUUCCUGCUGGACCUAUGCACAAAUUGAUAGCAGAGAAUACCAAGUCAAACAGUUUGGUCAUGAAGAAACCAAACUUGGUGAUUCCUGCUCAUAUCAUAGCGGAAGCGAUAUCAACAAUCCGCGACAUCGACCUAAGAUGGUCAGGUCCAAUCACGCAGAAAGAAAUGGAAUAUGUGGAGCAAUAUGUCUUAGCAAAGUAUCCAGAAUAUGCAAAUCUCAUUGAAGGAGAUGGAAGUGGAAUAGACAUGUCAAGUUUCAUCAUCAAUGAGGAGCCUUCGGAAUUACCAAUGUCAGAUGCUCUAAGAAAAUCACCAAGAUCGCCUUCUUUCGGAAGCAACCUACCUGAAAUGGAUAGAACACAGCUGGAACCAUCAAGACUACUUGAUGUUAUCAAUAAAAAAUCCUCCUUUCCUGGAAGUUUCAUCUCGAUCCCGGAAAUUCAAGCUCAAAACAAGGUUUUGAAGCAUUGCGGCUUACCAGACGACGAAUACUUGGUUCUUUUUACUCCGAGUUACAAAGAUGCUAUGAUGUUGGUCGGAGAAAGUUACCCUUUUGUUAAGGGAAACUACUACAUGACUAUUCUUGGUGAAGAACAAGAGGAUUAUAUAAAAGAAUUUGCUUCUUUUAAAGAGUCUAGGGCUCUGAUAGCACCAAAGACAUGGCUUGAUUUGAGGAUUAGAGGGUCUCAGUUAAGUCAAAAUUUUAGGAGGAAAUGUAAGAUUAGUCCAAAAGGGCUAUUUGCUUAUGUAGCAGAUGUGAAUGGAACAAUGCAUUGGGUUUCUGAGGCUCAUAGGAACUAUUGGCAUGUUUUGCUUGAUGCAUCUGAAAUGGUUGUGGGAAAAGAUAGGUUACAUGUUGGACUUCAUAGGCCUGAUUUCUUAGUAUGUUCUCUUGAUAACACAAACUCCAAUCCUUCAAAAAUCACUUGUCUUUUGGUUAGAAAGAAAAGUUUUGACACAUCCAAUACUUCAUCUUAGGCUCAAUGUUGAAUGAGGAUAGUACUUGUUUCAGAUUGUUGGACAAUAUUUGAACUACAUAGUAAUUGGUGAUGUUCCUUGUGUAAUUUGUUGUAGAUUGAAUAAAAUGUUUUUGACAAAAAUAUAUAGAGAAAAAACAUUAAUUAUUGGCUUGGAUUCA